Brienomyrus brachyistius is the source of this 2867-nucleotide messenger RNA. RefSeq names its product transmembrane protein 198-like. Gene Ontology annotation, cellular component: plasma membrane. The record is from RefSeq and is a predicted model, not a curated record. NCBI's taxonomy places the organism in Eukaryota, Metazoa, Chordata, Actinopteri, Osteoglossiformes, Mormyridae. The transcript is spliced from 6 exons. Bases 952 to 1980 code for a protein of 342 amino acids.
CCUCCCCCCGGCCACCCUCUCGCCCCCAGCCGGCACAGAUGGUCCCAGGAUCGCCUAUGGUGUCAAACGCUUUCAGCUGUUGCUGGCUUAGCAGGAAAGAAACUCCGAUGAAAGUUUUUGGUGGGCAAGUUAAGAAAGCCUCGGCAAGCGAGCUACAUAUCCGUGACAUCAGUUUUAAAACAAGAAAAAGGAGUGAACGCAGCGUAAUAUAGGGCACGCCAGCAUUACCAGUUAGCUAACUUUUUCCAGACUCCUGUCUCCGAUCCAGUCUUGGGGGAGAAUGCGCUAGCUAAUAUAGCAACGCGUCAAAAUAGUCAAUAACCGACUUGCAGACUGUUAUUACUUCGCCUCUGAAGUUGUUUUUUGGGUGUUUAAAAAAAUAAACGAAAAAGAAAGCGUCGAUUCGCCAAUUCACAAGUGACGGGCGGCAUCUAAGAAGAACAUUUUAGGAUAAAUCUACAUCAGUAUUCCUGUCAGAAAUGGCCAGACUGCUGGAGGGGGAUAUACUGGCCAGUUUGCGAGCCUGCAGCGCCCGGAAAGCGGCGAAAUAAGCAGCCCACCUGUUUGUUUGGGGCUUUUAUCCCACUGUCACUUCGGUUUUCUUCGUCACCGAGACAGACCAACGCGGCCAGGUAAACAGAGGCUUGCGGGCCAGUGGCCUGAAAGGAGGGAUUGUCUGGUGUCUCAGAGGCCAGACCAGGCACCCAUUCACCACGGCUCAGCUCCAGUGUCCCAGCGGGGUCUGCUUGUGGAUUACCAGUGCCUCCAGGCCGACUCUCACUGUGCCCCUAAGCAUGCGAAAGCCUUUGCACUGCAUUUCUGCGAGGAAGUGGUUUUGAAGUCCUUGCCUGGCAUGCGUGGUACAGAACUGAGCAUGAUCUCAUGGAUGUAAUCUGCAACUGACAUCGAUCGCCCAUCUUCAGUCCCAGCCCCCCGAACCUCUGCCUCAACAUGACGGACCCCUCCCCGCUGGUCUUGGAAGGGACAGAGGCCGGCAUGGCUGAGGUGGACACGUGCACCCUGGAGAUCGAGCGCAAGUACGAGGUCAUCCCAGCCGUGAUCUGCUCCAUGUGCUUCCUGUUUGGCAUCAUCUACUGCUUCUUUGGUUACCGCUGCUUCAAGGCCGUUAUGUUCCUGUCUGGCCUGAUGUUCGGCUCGGUGGUCGUCUUCCUGCUGUGUCACAGAGAGCGACUGCUGGACACGGAGCUCAGCGUCGAAACCAGCGCGGGAAUCGGCCUUGGGAUCGGUCUGCUCUGCGGGAUGGUUACCAUGCUGGUGCGCAGUGUUGGCCUCUUCAUGACCGGCCUGCUGCUGGGGCUCCUGCUGGCUGUCGCCGCUCUAGUGGCCAUGGGCCAUUUUUACACACCAGGUACGGUGUGGGUGCCCCUAGGGGCGCUGUUGGGCGCAGGCGUGCUGUGUGCCGUAUUGGCGCUACAGUGGCAGAAACCGCUGACGGUGGUUUCUACCGCCGUGUUCGGCGCGGCUGUGGUGACAGUGUGCGCGGACUACUUCGUGGAGAUGUUUGCCCUGGCAUCACACGUGUACAACUGCCUACGCCUGGCGCCCACCCCUCCGCUCUGCUGGUACAGCUGGGUGAUCAUGGGCAUCUGGCCGGCCCUCAGCUUCAUGGGAAUGCUGGUCCAAUGGAAGCUCACCGCCGACGGAUACUCCCACGCCGAGGUCAUCGUCAGCAGGAGGCAGAAGAAGGUCCAGCUGAUGCGAAUCCGGCAAAGAGAGGCCAAGAAGCAGCAGCAGGGAGGGGGUCAGCUGGCCACGUAUCGCCGCAAGGCCACGCCAAUCAAGCGCUAUGCUGGAGACAUCCUGGCACCGAGUUACCUACAGAGCCUGCGGGAGCGUCAGAUGGGUACAGGCACCUCCAUGAGCAGCCUGGGCACCACCAACCACACCACCCUCGACUACGACUUCGAGACAGGCUCCACCGUUCCCCUGACGGCAACCAGCCCUGUCGUGCGGGUCUGAGGCCGUGUCCCGGCUUGGCUGAUACUGGGCCAUGCUGAGUCUGCUCUGUGAAACGCUGUAGCUCUCAAAUUGACUCGAUUCUUCAUCGCUGGAGAAGAAUCCAGAGAUCCUGUCAUGCUGUCUGCCACAAGGGAGCCGAUUUCUGCCCGUCUAGUCAGCCAUAGGAAUCAUGAUGAAGAAAGAAAAGUCAAUCAUGCUAUGAAAUUACAUAUCUGAAACGUGUGCAAUCAUGUAUGCAAUUGCUGUCAUUGUGGUACAGUUGAAAAGGUAUUUGAAUAUGAGGAAAUCCACGUGCAUUCUGUGAUUGCCAGACUCUGUGAGGUGACAUCCUCAUCUGUCUUCCAUCGGUGGCAGAUUUAAGGUGAUCUUUGACUUUUUCACUGGUUAUUUCGACUUGUCCUUUUAUGGUAGGAUGCAGUAUCUGUCUUAGAGUCUGUGCUUAUGAUCCACCAGGAUUUUCACAGACGGUAAAUACUCUGAUCUGUUUAGUGUGUUGCUGACUGUUUACAGUGAGGACUGUAGAUUCUUAUGCUUUAGUUAAAAAUAUUAAAAGCUUUUUUUUUGUGAAAAAAGUGACACUGCAAAUGAUUUUCCUCUAAUUAGUAUACAGGAAUUGUAUACAAGGUUCUUUAUUAUUAGAAACAGGUGAAUUACUUCCCUAAUGUCUUAACCUGAUAAAUGUGAUUGACAGGUUACAUAGCAAUGAGUACUGUGUUUUCUGACAACCAUGGAAAAAAAAAACAAUCUCCAUGGCAACCAAAGUUUUGUUUAUGUUAUAAAUGGUUGCCACACCUGGCUUUCAGAUUACCUGGAACAACAGGUAACUCAAGUUCAAUUUCCGUCUGUGGCGUGUGUCAUAAUGAAAUUAAAGAAACUACAUGAGCAGA